Paracoccidioides lutzii Pb01 is the source of this 981-nucleotide messenger RNA. RefSeq lists its product as hypothetical. The transcript has 4 exons. Gene Ontology annotation, cellular component: membrane. The coding region runs from base 1 to 981 and encodes 326 amino acids. The record is from RefSeq and is a predicted model, not a curated record.
AUGUCAUCGGAGCUUAGAGCUGAAGAUGUCUACCAUUACUCUCCAAACAGGAGCGCUGCCAUCUUAUUCACGGUGGCCUAUGCCCUUUCAGCGGCUUUGCACGAGUGGCAGUAUAGAACAUCAAGGCCCCAAAAAUUCACGAUCCCAUUGACGCUGGGAGCCGUGUUUUCGGCAAUUGGGUUUUUUCAGCGCUCACUCCUUGCUUUUGGCUUGGGAAACACCAAAUCCCUUUACAUCUUCUCCACCAUGUUCAUCCUUGGUGCGGGGCCGACUUAUGCUGGGGCCGACUAUUUUAUCUGUGGACGCCUUUUUAGCUUUGUUCCAUCUGUCGCGCCGAUGUCUCCAAUCAGGGUCGUCCGUACCUUCAUUGCAUUUGAUCUCCUGGCUGAAAUUUGUGUCUGGGCCGGCGCCGGGUUGCUUGCCGGGGCAGGCACCGACGCGGUAACACGUUAUAAGAUUGGGCUAAAUUUGAUACGGGUUGCCGUGAUUACCCAGGCAGUCUUGUUCGCCUCCUUUGUGGGUGUUUUGACAUUGUUCCAUGCUAGGAUGCGUGCACUUCGUGCAAAGUGGCUCGUUUCUUCGAAUGGUGGUACGAAAAGAAAGCUCAUGACGGUCGUGUAUUGUCUUUAUAUUUCGUCAAUAUUGAUAAUUAUACGAUCUGCCUACCAUAUUGCAGAGACAUUUGUUCCGGAGGGUCACACUUUUCGCACGACAGAGGCACCUUUUCUCAUAUGUGAGGCGCUUAUAAUGUUUCUUAACACCGCCAUGUUUAAUAUAUUCCAUCCUGGCCACAUUCUCCCCAUUGACUCCCGCAUAUAUGUGGGGCUCGAUGGACAGGAGAGAGAGAAUGAAGCAAUCGAAGGGGCGCUGCAAGAUUCACGGCUGCUCUCGCAGAAGAUUCUGGAUCCGCUCGAUAUCAAGGGGUUGUUUGUCAGGGAUAAGACAAAAGCAUAUGAUCCUAGUGAAGAUUUGGAAAGUUAG